AUGACGAUCGUAGACAUCCUCCAGGUCGAAGAAGGGAGCAAAGCUGCGGCCGUGGACAAACUGCUGGCCGGAGACGAGAUCGUGGGUAUCAACGACAUCGGCCUGUCUGGGUUUAGGCAGGAGGCCAUCUGCCUGGUGAAGGGGUCGCAUAAGACUCUGAAGCUGGUGGUGAAAAGGAGGAAUGAGCUGAGCUGGAGGCCACACUCCUGGCACGCCACCAAGUUCUCCGACAGCCACUCCGAGGCAGCUGCGCCUCUGUUCCCUUCUCGGCCGAGCCGGUGCCACGCCAGGUGGGCGCACCUUCUGCCUUCUUCCCCCUCUCCUCCGGGGGCUGGGGAGCUGCUUUCUCUUUCUGCCAUACCGCUGACAGCCCUGUCCUGUCCUCACCACGCGUUUCUUUCUUUUCCUUCGUGUUGCAGUGCAGCUCAUUUACCGUAGUCUUCAUUUCAGCUAUGCAGCCUAAUGAGUCCCAAUUUUUCAAGAUGCUACUCCCGUCUAACAGCUGGGGUGAGGAUCCGCCUUGCAAUGCAGGAGACCCCAGUUCAAUUCCUGGGUCCGGAAGAUCCCCUGGG
This is a messenger RNA of Odocoileus virginianus texanus, 572 nucleotides long. Lineage: Eukaryota; Metazoa; Chordata; Mammalia; Artiodactyla; Cervidae. The record is from RefSeq and is a predicted model, not a curated record.